GCCCUGAUAUAUUAAAGUGGCGGUCGCAAAUCCUUCUCCUGAAAUUCAUAUAUCGCAGCACAGAUCUCCAAACUCCAAACACCAAAUUCACACUUCAUCGCAUCCCUCUUCUCCUCAGACAUGGCAUCCAACGGCUUGUGUCCUUCAAUAAAAAACAUUCUUCUUUUAGACUCUGAAGGGAAGCGUGUGGCAGUCAAGUAUUACUCAGAUGACUGGCCGACAAACAGUUCAAAGUUAGCUUUUGAGAAGUUUGUGUUCACUAAGACUGUUAAGACAAAUGCGCGGACAGAAGCUGAGAUAACACUGCUUGAGAACAAUAUCGUUGUUUACAAAUUUGUGCAAGACUUGCAUUUCUUUGUCACUGGUGGUGAUGAUGAAAAUGAGCUCAUUUUGUCAUCUGUUCUUCAAGGUUUCUUUGAUGCAGUCACCCUUUUGCUGAGGAGCAAUGUUGACAAAAGUGAGGCACUUGAGAACUUGGAUCUCAUUCUUUUAUGCCUUGAUGAGAUUGUUGAUGGAGGGAUUAUACUCGAAACAAAUGGACCUCUUAUCGCCGAAAAAGUUACCUCCCACAACAUGGAUGCUGAUGCUCCCUUAUCAGAGCAGACACUAACUCAGGCAUGGGCUACAGCCAGAGACACUUUCACAAGAACUCUUUUAACAUGAUGCACUCAUGGCGAUGUACUUAAGUGUGAUCCUUAUAUUUUAGAAGUUUUUCUGUUUAUGAGAGUUGUUUUAUACUAUCCCUCCAUUUGAAUCUGUAUUUUUUUGACAAAAGCAAGUACAAUAUACUACUAAAUCCAGUCUUCUGCUAAGAUCUGGAAUUGCUUUUCUGAAUUCAAGUUACUGGGUAGUUGUACUAUUUUUUUUUUUUCAAUGAUCUUCUCCUGUACCCGAUAUUAUUUUCCAAUGUAUGAAAGAACUUAAUAAUUUUAGGUAAA
Messenger RNA from Medicago truncatula (barrel medic), 938 nucleotides. Its product is annotated as coatomer subunit zeta-3. The record is from RefSeq and is a predicted model, not a curated record. Gene Ontology annotation, biological process: intra-Golgi vesicle-mediated transport; intracellular protein transport; retrograde vesicle-mediated transport, Golgi to endoplasmic reticulum. Lineage: Eukaryota; Viridiplantae; Streptophyta; Magnoliopsida; Fabales; Fabaceae. Gene Ontology annotation, cellular component: COPI vesicle coat. The transcript has 6 exons. Bases 121 to 663 code for a protein of 180 amino acids.